Molecule: messenger RNA, 354 nt
Organism: Brassicogethes aeneus
Lineage: Eukaryota; Metazoa; Arthropoda; Insecta; Coleoptera; Nitidulidae
Source: the annotation of a GenBank genome assembly
AUGUACGCAACAACAAAAAACAAUGAAAAAUUUAUAAAAAAAGUUAAAGGCUUUGACUCAACACACAUACCACCUUGCUGGAAAUCUUUAAAACAAAAAUUGUUGAGGACGAUCUUUGUCAAUUCAAUGUAUCAGAAUGCCACUAAGCCGGAUUUUAUAAAUUUUAGCGCUGAAAAUAGCGGCUGGUUAUUAUUAGAUGGUUUUUUAAAACCAACAUGGUUUGUUGGAGAUUCAACGCUACUGCAAGUCAAAGAUGUGGUUUGUAAUUCUAUUAAAGAAAUAGACGAGAAUACAGAUUAUUCAGAUAUAAGUAGUUGUGUGAGUGACAGUUCCGAUGAAUCGGAGGAUGCAUAA